AUGUCCGACUCCGAGGGAGGUCUGCCGUCCGAGGCGACCAUAUCGCAGAAGCUGCGCGAUGUCGUCAUUGCGAUUCACAAAACAGGCAAAGACGAGGAUCUGACUGUGAAGCGCAUCCGAGCGCGCGCAGAGAAAGAGCUCAGCCUACCAGAAGGCUUCCUGAAGAAGGAUGCAGUUUGGAAGCAGAAGAGCCAGACGACUAUUAACGAGGCCGUCGAAAAGUACUGCACGGAAGCCACACCCGAGCCCACACCAAAGAAGGCCGUGGCGCCGCAACCCACACCCAAGCCUGCGAGGAAGGCAAAAGCGAAGCCUGAGCCAAAGGGCGUGAAGCGAAAGGCAGUCGCGCCGCCGAAGAAGCCGAAGAAGCGGAGGAAGACCGAUUCCGACGACGACCUCGACGAUGAACUCUCAGACGCGCCCGUGGACGAGCCCUCUGAGGCCGAAAGCGAGCCACCCAAGAAGAAACUGGUGCAGCGGAAGAAGAACGUCGUGACAGAGGAAUCAGGUGAGGAGGAAACAACACCACCAAAACCCACAAAGGCAAAGAAGCCAGUCGUUAACGAGAGCGACGACGAACCCGCCGCGACACCAGUCAAGAAGCCAUCAGUCACACCACCACCCGAGUCCAAGGGCGACGUCUCCGAAAGCGAGCUCUCCGAACUCAUCGACGAAUCGCCCAGAAAGAAGUCUCGCAAGAAGGACCCUGCUGCAAAGAAGGCCACCGCUCCCAAAGCCAAACCCGCUGCAAAACCGAAAGCCGACGAUGACCCCGACACCGCGGAGGUUAAGCGCCUCCAAGGCUGGCUGGUCAAAUGCGGCAUCCGCAAAGUCUGGUCCAAGGACCCGGAGCUCUCCAAUUGCGACACGAACAAGGAAAAGAUCCGCGUCUUAAAGGGCUGGCUGAAAGACGUCGGUAUGGAUGGCAAAUACUCGGUUGAGAAAGCUGCGAAGAUCAAGGAGAAGCGCGAGUUUGAAAAGGACCUUGCGGCGAUUCAAGAGGCUGAGGCGCAUUGGGGCACUGCAGGUGAGGGCGGUGGCAGGAGGCCCCGAAGAGCGGCUGCUGCGGCACCGAAGAAAUUGCAGAAGAUCGAGUUUAGCGACGAUGAAGAGGAGGAAAGCGAGGAAGAGAAGGACGAUGACGACGAUAUGGACGACGACGACGACGACGAAGACGGCAAAGGGGAUUCUGAUGACGAUAAAGGCGACAGUGGAGACGACUCAGAGUAA
This is a messenger RNA of Parastagonospora nodorum SN15, 1230 nucleotides long. RefSeq lists its product as hypothetical. The record is from RefSeq and is a predicted model, not a curated record. The transcript is spliced from 2 exons. Lineage: Eukaryota; Fungi; Ascomycota; Dothideomycetes; Pleosporales; Phaeosphaeriaceae. The coding region runs from base 1 to 1230 and encodes 409 amino acids. Gene Ontology annotation, cellular component: nucleus.